AUGGUCAACACUGCAACCACUACACUAGACGUCGAUAACAGAAAACAACGAUACGCAAUGCCAACAAGUCGCUCGCCUUUGACUCGAGUCCUUUCACUUAUUGAGUGCCCACAAUCCUCCAUCCGAUUCCUUAUCCUUGACUGCCCAACAGAAUCAACCCUUGAUUUCUACAUCGAACAAUUUGAACAGCUUAACGUCACCACCGUGGUUCGUUGUUGCCAACCCACUUAUAAUGCUGAACGUGUAAAGUCCCAUAACAUCGGUGUGAUGGAUCUACCUUUCAAGGAUGGCGGUACACCUCCGCCGGAUGUGCUUCGUGCUUGGUUGACAUUGGUAGAGACAACAAAGAACAAACAACCUGGAUCCACAAUAGCCGUUCAUUGUGUGGCUGGUUUAGGACGUGCCCCACUCCUUGUCGCCAUUGCCUUAAUCGAAAUGGGUAUGAAACCUUUGGAUGCCAUUGAAUACAUUCGUGGGAAACGACGAGGCUCUUUCAACAAGGUGCAAAUUGACUACUUGGAUCGAUACAAACGCAUUCUCAAAUCAUCAUCAUCCUCAUCAUUCGGAUCCUCCUUCCUAGGAAGAAUGUUUGGGAUUGGCAAAACUAUUCAGACAUAG
Lichtheimia ornata is the source of this 618-nucleotide messenger RNA. RefSeq lists its product as uncharacterized. The transcript has 3 exons. Gene Ontology annotation, cellular component: nucleus. The coding region runs from base 1 to 618 and encodes 205 amino acids. The record is from RefSeq and is a predicted model, not a curated record. Gene Ontology annotation, molecular function: phosphatase activity. Gene Ontology annotation, biological process: protein dephosphorylation. Lineage: Eukaryota; Fungi; Mucoromycota; Mucoromycetes; Mucorales; Lichtheimiaceae.